Messenger RNA from Hibiscus syriacus, 849 nucleotides. RefSeq names its product 4-hydroxybenzoate polyprenyltransferase, mitochondrial-like. Gene Ontology annotation, molecular function: prenyltransferase activity. NCBI's taxonomy places the organism in Eukaryota, Viridiplantae, Streptophyta, Magnoliopsida, Malvales, Malvaceae. The record is from RefSeq and is a predicted model, not a curated record. Gene Ontology annotation, biological process: ubiquinone biosynthetic process. Gene Ontology annotation, cellular component: mitochondrial inner membrane.
AUGGCUUCGUUUCGGCUGACUAGUUUUGCCUUACGCGCCCUCCUCAGACCGUCUCUAUCUUCUUCACUCUCUAAAUGCGGGGCACUGCUUUUGAGGGGUGCUGGUUGUACCGUCAAUGACCUCCUUGAUCGGGAUAUUGAUGCUAUGAACGUUCAACGUACAAAGCUAAGACCUGUUGCAAGUUGUCUUUUGACACCAUUUCAAGGAAUUUGUUAUCUUGGUUUCCAACUGCUCUUGGGUUUUGGAAUUCUCCUUCAACUUAAUAAUUAUAGCUUAGACCGGAUAUUAGGAGCUUUGUCCUUGUUGCUAGUCUUCUCCUAUCCUCUCAUGAAGAGGUUUACAUUUUGGCCCCAAGCCUAUUUGGGUCUGACCUUCAACUGGGGAAUAUUAUUAGGUUGGUCGGCCAUUAAAGGAAGCCUUGAUCCAGCCAUUGUGCUUCCACUGUACUUUUCUGGAGUAUUAUGGACUCUUGUGUAUGAUACAAUAUAUGCACAUCAAGAUAAAGAGGAUGAUAUUAAAGUAGGUGUUAAAUCUACAGCCUUGAGGUUUGGGAAUUCAACUAAAGAGUGGACUACUGGGUUUGAAAUAUCAUGCAUAAGUAGUCAUGCUCUCAGUGGAUUCAAUGCUGAUAUAGGGUGGUCAUAUUAUGCCUUUCUCGCAGCAGCAUCUGGACAAUUGGCUUGGCAGAUAUGGACCGUUAAUCUAACAUGCCGUACAGAUUGCCAUAGGAAGUUUUUGUCCAACAAGUGGUUUGGUGCACUUAUUUUCAGCGGGAUUUUAUUUGGAAGAGUCUUCUCAUAAAGGUAUUCUUAAAUUCUUUAUAGCUAAGCAUGCACCCAUAGAGAAGAU